ACACUUCCGGAACACAACCCACACGACGGUGCAGUCAGAGUGAAAAAAGAAAAACAUCAAUAAGAACAAACAAGAACAUAAACCACUUCAAAAUAAGGAAAGGAUAUGAUAAUGGUUUGAAAAGGAAGCCUGGCGGAUGCUUUUAACGUUGGUUGGUUUGCUAGCAGGUGGCGUUGACCGGGGUCGCAGUCUGGUUUGUUUUGGUUAAAUCAUAAUAAGAUAAGAGGUAAUUAAUUGCACUGGACUGACUUCUGGCGGUUACUUUCCGUUAUAAAAACGUGCCAUUAUCAAUACGUUAGUCUGCACGUCUCAUCUGAAGCUAAUUUAGGUUUUUUACAAGAUCUAAUCUACCAAACCAAAACCAAGAUGUCAAAAUAUACGACCUUUCCUGAUGCCACUGAUGAUCACAAUCCAUUUCAGGAUCCAUCAGUGACUCAGCAUAGCAGUAAUACAGGUUAUGCCACGCUGGACCUCUACAACCCAUUUGACAACAACACCGUUGGGCCACCACCUCCUUAUGAGGCAACAUCUCCAGCUGCCCCGCCCCCGGCCUCAACCCCAACAAACAGGACCACGCCUACUGAACCCAGGAAUUAUGGAUCCAAUGGAACACAGUCUGCAGUGAAUGCCACCACAGCAGAUCUGUUGAGGAAACAGGAAGAACUGGAAAGAAAAGCAAAGGAGCUGGAGAGAAGAGAGAGAGAGCUGGAUGCUCAUGCUCUUGGCUCUGGAGCCUCUCGUCAGAAUAAUUGGCCCCCGUUGCCCUCCUUCUGUCCGGUGGGACCCUGUUUCUAUCAGGACAUUAAUCUGGAGAUUAGCCAAAACUUCCAGCGCACUGUCACCACUAUGUAUUACUACUGGAUGUUCACAGCAUGCACUUUGCUCUAUAAUUUCAUCUCCUCCUUGGCUAUGUUCUGUGUGGACACCACUGGUAGUGGAGUGGGCUUAGGUCUUGCCAUCCUCUGGACUAUCCUCUUCACCCCCUGCUCCUUCGUCUGUUGGUACAGGCCUGUUUACAAAGCCUUCAGGAGUGACAGUUCCUUCAACUUCUUUGCAUUUUUCUUCGUAUUUUUCGCCCAGAUGGUCGUUUACGUUAUCAUGACUAUCGGUAUCCCUGGCUGGGGCUUCAGCGGAUGGAUUGUGAGUUUGGCCGCUCUUAAGGUCAACAAGGUAGUUGCUGUGAUCAUGAUUCUGAAUUCAGUGCUCUUCACCGGUCAGACAGCCAUGGGAGUGGUGUUGCUCAAGAGGGUUCAUUCUAUGUACAGGAAGACUGGGGCAAGCUUUGAGAAAGCCCAGGCAGAGUUUGCCACUGGUGUGCUUUCCAAUCAGGCAGUGCGCCAGGCAGCUACCAGUGCCACCGUGUCUGCUGCACAGGGUGCCUUCACUGGACCCCGGUAGAGAGCUGGAUGGGCAGGAAGAAAUGAGGUUUAAGAACCUGAUUGAUUCCGCAACCUUAAGACAUAGUGACAUAUACUAGCACUCCUCGACAUGGCCUAGUUACAAACCAACAAAUUCACACUUAGCCUAGACCCCACUUGCAUGUAUGACAAGAUAAAUGGAUGCAUAAUGAUAGUAAUGCAGCAUUGGAAACUAUUGGAACUCUGUUUGUUGGCCAUGCUGAGCACUUCACCACUACUUCGAACAGAGAGGAAGGAUCUAGGAGUUCAUUAAUUUGAGAAUAGGGUUAAUGGAUAUGCUCUCUUAUCAUUGUCAGGAUAGAAAAGUCAAAAGGUGUACCAAAAACUUUACUGAUAAAUACCUAAGAACCCAGGUUUAGGCUUCCAAUUCUAAAGGGAUAGUUCACCCAAAAAUGAAAAUACAUUUACUCACCCACAUGCUGUUCCAAACCUGAAUGACUUUCUUUAAUCCAUGGAACACAUAAGGCAGAUUGUGAGGGGCCGACAGCCUCAGUCGCCAUUGACUUUCAUUGCAUGCUUUUUUUUCUUACAAUUGAAGUGAAUGGUGAUUGCACUGAAUGGUAAUGAUUAAGGCUAACAUUUUGCCAUGUAACUCCUUUUGUGCUUUCAUUUUUGGGUUAACUAUCCCUUUAAGAUCUCUGCAGCUUCUCCAAUGUGUAUAGUGCAGAUUCCAAAAAGAUGUGCCACCGUCAGAUUUUCCUUUUGCCUUUAAUUUGUUCUUCAUAUGUAAAUAGAUGUACAUGGCAAGGAAAGUAAAUAUUUCAUUGCUCUAGAAUGGAGGUUACUCGGAGCCUGUGAAGUUUAAAUUGCCAAACUUUUUUUCUUAUAUGUAAGGGAGAAAUCCCAAAUCAUAUUUUAGAGUUUCAUAAUUCACUUUAUCAGUGUAAAGGUGGGUGGAUUAUUUUUGCUUUGGUUAACUGACCUUGAUUUAUAUAAAAAGCAUGCUUAACGUGUUGAUGCAACAACAACUACUGUAUGUACCUUUUUGCUGUGAUUCGUGACCCAGGUUAGGUCAAGCUCAUGAGCUAAGAUAAUGUGUGCUUUGAAAACAUUAUGACAGCUGAACCUAAAUAUGAAAUCAUGAAGAUCAAAUGUACAAAUUUGCAUAUCAAAUGUGGUAGCGGACAAUGGUGCGGUUAUCUGUGGCUAUAAUGUUUGUGUUGCUUUUGUGAUUAGUAUUGUUUGUUUGUUUUUCUGUACACUUCGAUCUAACGUUUUGUCUAACGUUAAUGUACCUAAAUGAAAGUAUUACUUGGUUGUUUUUAUUAUGUUAUUGCUGCUGUAUGUUAUUGCCAUAAGUGUCACAAUGUUCUUUGUUUUAUUAAAGUUCCUGAAUACGCAUCUUGCACACUGAAAACCCAAAUAAGUUGACUGUACUCAAUUGAUUUGAGUAAACUUGCUCUCCCAAUUGGAUUGAGUAAUGACAUCUCCAAAUCCUGUGUUAUUAUGUUAACUUAACCGUGUUCAUAUGGAAUGAACUUAACUAUUUAAGUUAAAAUAAUUAGAUGCAAGUAGACUAAACUCAGAUAUUCUAUUUAAACAUUGUUGUUUCUACUUAAUUUUAGUUGAAUUGACUCAAAUUUAGGUCAUACAAUAACACAGCUCAAAUAAAGAAGAUUAUAAUCGAUUCUAGGUCAAUCAUUAAAAGUAAUUCUCCACUGAAAGGCAUAUAUAUCUGUAUUUCUGUUAC
Molecule: messenger RNA, 3108 nt
Organism: Xyrauchen texanus (razorback sucker)
Lineage: Eukaryota; Metazoa; Chordata; Actinopteri; Cypriniformes; Catostomidae
Product: secretory carrier-associated membrane protein 3-like
Exons: 9
Coding region: 367-1398 (343 amino acids)
Biological process (GO): protein transport
Cellular component (GO): trans-Golgi network membrane; recycling endosome membrane
Source: RefSeq, a predicted model, not a curated record